AGAUGGUUGCAAAAACCUUAUGUCUGUUUUAUUUGAAAGUUUAAGGCAACUCUUGCGUUUGAAGAGUUUGGGGAUAUACAACUGCCCACAACUUUUCUCUUCAAAUGUCCCAUCGGAGCUUACCAGUGAAGACACGACAGAUAAGAGGGCUAUCAAUAGGAGAGGAAGAAAAUGGUCAUCCAAAUCUUAUGUCAGCUACAGAGGCUUCGUCGUCAGGAUAUCCAAGUCGAGACGAACUUUUGCACCUUCCAUUAAAUCUCAUCCCAUCUCUGAAGAAGGUAACUAUUAGAUUCUGCAGUUUAAGAUUUUAUGGAAACAAGGAAGGUUUCGCUAGAUUUACCUUCCUUGAGGGCAUAGCAAUUUCGCGAUGCCCUGAGCUGAUCUCGUCCUUGGUGCAUAACAACAGAAAGGAUGAGCAGGUGAACGGAAGAUGGCUCCUCCCGCCAUCAAUUGUAGAACUUGAGAUUCAAGAUGAUAAUUAUCUACAAAUGUUGCAGCCCUGCUUUCCAGGGAGCCUCACCCACCUGAAAAGACUACAAGUACAGGGAAACCCAAAUUUAACAUCUCUGCAGCUGCAUUCCUGCACAGAGCUCCAAGAGUUGAUAAUUCAAAGCUGUAGGUCACUUAAUUCUCUACAAGGCUUGCAAUCACUCUGCAACCUCAGGUUGCUGCGGGCAUACAGAUGCCUCGGCGAUCUUGGAGGAGAUGAAAGGUGUCUCCUUCCGCAAUCAAUUGAGGAACUUGAUAUCGACGAGUAUUUUCAAGAAACUCUGCAGCCAUUCUUUCCAAGGAAUCUCACCUGCCUAAAAAAAUUACGAGUAUCAGGCACUACAAGUUUUAAAUCUCUAGAACUGAUGUCAUGCACUGCACUCGAACAUUUGAAGAUUGAAGGUUGUGCAUCGCUUGCUACAUUAGUGGGCUUGCAAUCCCUCCACAGCCUCAGGCAUUUGGAAGUAUUUAGAUGCCCUAGCUUGCCUCUAUGUUUGGAGAGUUUGUCAGGGCAGGGCUAUGAGCUAUGCCCUCGAUUGGAAAGGCUCCAGAUCGAUGACCUCUCUAUCCUUACUACGUCGCUCUGCCAGCACCUCAUCUCAGUCCAAUUCCUAGAGCUUUACGGAGAUCCAUACCUUUACAUUCGUGGAGUCGAAGUGGCAAGACUAACGGAUGAGCAAGAGAGAGCGCUUCAGCUCCUCACGUCCUUGCAAGAGCUCCAAUUCAAGUCUCAUGACAGUCUUGUAGAUCUUCCUACAGGGCUGCAUAACCUUCCUUCCCUCAAGAGGUUGAAGAUCGAUAAUUGCAAGAGCAUCAUGAGGCUGCCAGAGAAGGGUCUCCCACCUUCGUUGGAAGAAUUGCAUAUCAGCAAUUGCAGCAAAGAGCUAGCUGACCAUUGCAGAAUGCUAGAAAGCAAGCUGAUGGUAUCAACUGAUUGAUGAUGAAUAUGUGGAUUAAUUAUUGGGUGGCUUGAUAAGCACACCUUUUUCCACCAGCCCAAAUGAUACCGGCAGUUCGGCACACACCUUUCUAAGCUAUACAUUUAGGAGUAAGUAUUUUCUGUUAAGACGUUCAAGCUGCUAUACAUAUCACCGCCGCAGUGACCUGUUCAGGACCAUUUCAAGGGGAAAAUAUGUAAGGCAAAUUAUAUAUGUAGUGAAAACGUGAAAACUACCGUUGGAUCCAUAAAUGGAUGUUUGAUAUUUGUCCAUGUCACUAAAAGUAAAAAAAAAAAAACUCCCAGAUUCAACUAUGAGUAAAAAUUUUAUUGGGAGUAAAAUUUGUACUAUUGAUGAUAUGGACAAAUAUUAGAUGUUCAUUUUUAAAUCCAACAAUAGUUUUUAGGUUUCCUCUGUAUACGUGGUUGGCACUGUAUAUUUUCCUCCAUUUCAAGUGCCAUAUAACUACAUGUUGUUUCUCUGGAUCAACUUUUUUUAAGGAAAAAUAUUGUAGGAGAGUA
This is a messenger RNA of Oryza sativa Japonica Group (Japanese rice), 1948 nucleotides long. The record is from RefSeq and is a predicted model, not a curated record. Lineage: Eukaryota; Viridiplantae; Streptophyta; Magnoliopsida; Poales; Poaceae.